Messenger RNA from Phytophthora infestans T30-4, 363 nucleotides. RefSeq lists its product as uncharacterized. Bases 1 to 363 code for a protein of 120 amino acids. Lineage: Eukaryota; Oomycota; Peronosporomycetes; Peronosporales; Peronosporaceae. The record is from RefSeq and is a predicted model, not a curated record. The transcript has 2 exons.
AUGGACGAGAACCUGCGUAUCGGUGACUUCAACGGACGUGGAGUGAUGCUGCAUCAAUGGGAACAGUACACGAAAGCUCUUUCGGAGCUCGAAUUUCACUACUUGCGGUCUCAAGUAGUUUCAGCGGAAGGACGGACGAUUGUGACGUCCUACGCCAGUUAUAGACACGUGGUAACGCGAGACACUCUGGAGGUCAUUUUCCCUAACGUACUGCGUCAAUACCCACGCAUCGCGGCAAAAAUACUUGGGCGGGUGUUCGAAGGUAUUGGGAGGUUUGACUUCGUCUUCGAUACACAGACACACAGCACCCACACGAGCUAUGCGCCAUUUUUGAAGGAGCAAGGAUCACCGACGAGUGUCUGA